Drosophila montana is the source of this 429-nucleotide messenger RNA. RefSeq lists its product as uncharacterized. Lineage: Eukaryota; Metazoa; Arthropoda; Insecta; Diptera; Drosophilidae. The transcript has a single exon. Bases 27 to 362 code for a protein of 111 amino acids. The record is from RefSeq and is a predicted model, not a curated record.
UCAGUUGCAGAUCGUCUUUCGUCAGGAUGAAGUUCGUUGCGUUUCUUUUGCUGAGCAGCCUCACUGUCGCCUUGGUCGUGGCCUUUCCUGAUAACCACAAUGCAGUUGCUGAUUUGCCAGAUGCUGACCUGCAUGCUGAUGCAGUUUCCACGACAGAAGAGGGAGGCGCCGCCACGCCAUCAGAGACUAAUCAGCUACGUCGGCCACGUCAUCUUCUGAAGAAGCUGUUCUAUCCAGAGCCACAGGUGAUAGUACAACCAAUUCUGGUACAACCGCGGCCCUACUAUACCAAUCCCUACAUUGGUGCUGGUCGAGGUUAUAAUAUUGGCUAUGGCAUAGGAAAAAGUUAUAAGAAAUGGUAGAACAUUUUAUCGAAAAUUUAAUAAAUGAAAAUUUUGUCUUAAGGCAAUGCGCUUUUUUUUGUUCCUC